Molecule: messenger RNA, 1844 nt
Organism: Bactrocera neohumeralis
Lineage: Eukaryota; Metazoa; Arthropoda; Insecta; Diptera; Tephritidae
Gene: Snap24
Product: synaptosomal-associated protein 25
Exons: 2
Coding region: 258-887 (209 amino acids)
Biological process (GO): exocytosis; synaptic vesicle fusion to presynaptic active zone membrane; synaptic vesicle priming
Cellular component (GO): SNARE complex; plasma membrane
Molecular function (GO): syntaxin binding; SNAP receptor activity
Source: RefSeq, a predicted model, not a curated record
GAAAGAAGAGUUAUGGAGUAGGUGGUUUUUUCGUCACGAAAGUUUGCGAGUUUUACCAAUUGAUUUGGCAUAUAUUUCAAGGGUAUAGGUUAAGGAAGUGGUUGUUUAUAAAUUUUUAAUACUUUGAGUAAAUUAAGUUAAAAAUAAACUAGCAGGACGUCUAUGAGUCACCAUAAGUUUUACUUUAUUGCAAACUGAGAAAAGUGAAGUGAAUAAUUAGAUAAAAAGUUAGCUGAGAUCAUCACAUAAAUAUCAAGAUGGCUGCACCCGAAGUACCUCGUACAGAAUUGCAGGAACUGCAAAUUAAAUCUGGUCAGGUAGCAGAUGAGUCCCUCGAAAGUACUCGUCGCAUGCUAAAUCUUAUGGAAGAAAGUAAAGAGGCUGGCAUCCGAACGCUGGUAGCUUUAGACGACCAAGGCGAACAACUGGAUCGAAUUGAGGAAGGCAUGGAUCGCAUUAACGCAGACAUGAGGGAAGCCGAGAAAAAUCUAAGCGGUAUGGAAAAAUGCUGUGGAUUGUGUGUUGUGCCUUGGAAGAAGGUUGCAAUAAAAGACGAUGGCGAUAAUGCUUGGAAAGCGAAUGAAGAUGGUAAAAUCGUGAAUAGUCAACCUACAAGGGUUGUAGAUGAACGGGAAAGAAUGGGUGGUGUUCCAGCUCAAAGUGGAUACAUUCCUCGUAUUACAAAUGACGCCCGGGAAGAUGAAAUGGAUGAGAAUAUUGGACAAGUGAACUCAAUGUUGGGAAAUCUGCGAAAUAUGGCAUUAGAUAUGGGUUCCGAAUUGGAAAAUCAAAACAAACAAAUUGAUCGUAUUAACGCCAAAGGAGAUGCAAAUAACGUUCGUAUGGAUGGUGUUAACAAGCGUGCCAACAAUUUGCUCAAAAGCUAAACAUGUUAAGUUAUGAUAUACGGUAAAGUUAAAUAAGAUAAAUGAAUAUGCACAAAUAAUAUCACAACAAGGCAAAACCCAAUUCGGAUUGAUAUAUUCAACAUAAUCCUGAUACACACAUUAAACUGCACAAUACCGAGAAGACGUACCAAUUGCGGCGCAUUUUUACAAUUUACACGAGAAAAUUAACUAUAUACAACUUUAUACAUAUACAAUAUAUACACUAAAAAGCGGAAAUUGCGAAUGACUAAUAUACAAAUGCUGAACUAACUACCCACCACUUAAGUAACUACUUACAUUAUACACUUAUACAAAACUUAUCGCAUAUUUAUAGCGAAUAUUGAUGUGCUCCGAGGCAUCCUAACUAUUUGCGUAUAUACCGUACACUAGCGCACAUAUAUAUAUAUAAAUAUACAUAUUUAUCGUAAUUGUACUUUAUUGUAUUUAAAUUUUUGAGAGCGGUCGAUUAGCGCAUUUUUAGCAGAUUAAAAGGCAUUAUAUCCUAUUGCAUUACGUAUUUGAAAUAAAAACAAAAAUGUUUGAGAUUAUACACUAUGCGUAGAAGAAUAGAUUUUUAAACCACUGAAUGUACACUAUUAUACAAACGCACAUAUACAAUCCCACAGCCACAACUGAUGCUAACGAUUAGCACAAUCGUACAUGUGUAGGUGUUAUGGAUAAAAAAAAAUCUACUAUUGCUCUAAAUUUCACUACUUUAUGUACCCCGUUAUAUUGGUAAAGAAUAUAUCUAGUUAUACAUCAGAGUCUUAGUUCAUUCUAUCUAGUAGUACGCUGUCUUCUUCAUAUAUUUAUUAAAUGUAUUAAAAUUGUAUAAAAACAUCGUAAGGAAUGCUGUUCUUGUUAAUUUAUGUAUAAAUAAAUAUCGUGUAGAUUAUCAUUAUACUCGUAAUGUAUUAUUUAAUUUCAAUAAUAGAUAAAUGUUAACAUAAACGAAAA